AUUCCUUGUCGAUCCCAACAGGCCUGGGUAGUCCAGUCGCCGGACUCGUAUACGGAAUAAGUCUAGCCUCGAAAAUCAAUUUGAGAGUAAAAGAUGGAGCAACUCAUAGCGCGUCGGCGCCGGUAUCAGCGCAAGGCUGAUGAAGGGAACAUCUGCCAAAUGCUGCCCAAUUUGAAGUACAAGGGCUUUCGUGGCGUGGGACGUCGCAUCAAAAAUCAGGUGCUCCGCGUCCUGCCGUCCGCUGCUCUGGCCAAGAACUCUCUGCGUUUCUUGAAGCGCUGCACCAAGCCCAGUCGCCAGGAGUUCCAACGCACCAGUCUGGCCAUCGGUGUGGGAUUCCUCAUCAUGGGCUCGAUUGGAUUCGCGGUCAAGCUGAUUCACAUACCCAUCACCAGCAUUCUCAUGUCCUAAGAGCCAGGAAACUUGAGCGGAAAUAAAGUUUCAAUUCAACUGCCUAGA
Drosophila serrata is the source of this 459-nucleotide messenger RNA. RefSeq names its product protein transport protein Sec61 gamma-1 subunit. The record is from RefSeq and is a predicted model, not a curated record. Gene Ontology annotation, molecular function: transmembrane protein transporter activity. Gene Ontology annotation, cellular component: membrane. Lineage: Eukaryota; Metazoa; Arthropoda; Insecta; Diptera; Drosophilidae. Gene Ontology annotation, biological process: protein targeting; intracellular protein transport.